Molecule: messenger RNA, 7878 nt
Organism: Oncorhynchus tshawytscha (Chinook salmon)
Lineage: Eukaryota; Metazoa; Chordata; Actinopteri; Salmoniformes; Salmonidae
Product: RAR-related orphan receptor A, paralog a
Exons: 12
Coding region: 178-1758 (526 amino acids)
Biological process (GO): regulation of transcription by RNA polymerase II
Cellular component (GO): nucleus
Molecular function (GO): RNA polymerase II cis-regulatory region sequence-specific DNA binding; nuclear receptor activity; zinc ion binding
Source: RefSeq, a predicted model, not a curated record
CUCUAGCGCUGCCGGUGGACAAUCAAACCAACACACCCACCUCUUGACACACUCGCAUUUUCUCAUUUCUUAGUUCUACUAUAAUAUAGAUAGCUAAACGGACUCUCGGAGCUCACAAAUCAUAGAGACUUGUCCUGAAAAACUAGCAAUAGUUUAACAGUAAAUCUGAAAUUCAACAUGGAGUCCCCUCCAGAUCCAGCAAGCGACCCGGCCAACAGCGCCUCCGAGCCGGCUACCCCGGCCAGGGAAACCCCGGUAAACCUGGAGACGCUCCGAAAAGCGGACCAUCCAGCCCCUGUUCGAAGGCAGACCUGUUCAAGCACCAACAGAGGUGGACUCACGAACAAGCAGGGUAUUUCAGUAACAAAGAAGACACAUACCUCUCAAAUCGAAAUAAUUCCCUGCAAGAUCUGUGGAGACAAAUCAUCAGGCAUCCAUUACGGUGUGAUAACAUGCGAAGGCUGUAAGGGCUUCUUCAGGAGGAGUCAACAGAGCAAUGCGGCCUACUCAUGCCCCCGUCAGAAGAACUGCCUGAUCGACCGCACCAGCCGCAACCGCUGCCAGCACUGCCGGCUGCAGAAGUGUCUGGCAGUGGGCAUGUCACGGGACGCGGUGAAGUUUGGGCGCAUGUCGAAGAAGCAGCGGGACAGCCUGUAUGCGGAGGUGCAGAAACACCGGCUGCAGCAGGCGCAGCGUGACCACCAGCAGCAGCCCGGCGAGGCCGAGCCACUCACACCCACCUACGGCCUCUCGGCCAAUGGCCUCACAGAGCUCCACGAUGACCUCAGUGGCUAUAUGGACAGCCACACCCCCGACGGCAGCAAGCCCGACUCAGCAGUCAGCAGCUUCUACCUGGACAUCCAGCCCUCCCCUGACCAGUCCGGCCUGGACAUCAAUGGCAUCAAGCCUGAGCCCAUCUGCGACUUCGCCCCCGGCUCAGGCUUCUUCCCCUACUGCUCCUUUACCAACGGAGAGACAUCCCCCACCGUGUCCAUGGCUGAGCUAGAGCACCUGGCCCAGAACAUCUCCAAGUCCCACAUGGAGACGUGUCAGUACCUGAGAGAGGAGCUGCAGCAGAUGACCUGGCAGGCCUUCCUGCAGGAGGAGAUGGAGAGCUACCAGACCAAGCCCCGGGAGGUCAUGUGGCAGCUGUGUGCUAUCAAAAUCACAGAGGCCAUCCAGUACGUGGUGGAGUUUGCCAAGCGCAUCGACGGCUUCAUGGAGCUGUGUCAGAACGAUCAGAUAGUGCUUCUGAAAGCAGGCUCUUUGGAGGUUGUGUUUGUCAGAAUGUGCCGUGCCUUCGACUCUCAAAACAACACAGUCUAUUUCGAUGGAAAGUAUGCUGGGCCCGAUGUGUUUAAGUCAUUAGGCUGUGACGAUUUGAUCAGCUCCGUCUUCGAGUUUGGGAAGAACUUGUGUUCUAUGCACCUGUCUGAGGAUGAGAUCGCCCUGUUCUCCGCGUUCGUGUUGAUGUCUGCAGACCGGUCCUGGCUCCAGGAGAAGGUGAAGGUGGAGAAACUCCAGCAGAAGAUCCAGCUGGCACUGCAGCAUGUCCUGCAGAAGAACCACAGAGAGGAUGGCAUACUCACCAAGUUGAUAUGCAAAGUGUCAACACUGCGAGCACUGUGCAGCAGGCAUACAGAGAAGUUGACGGCUUUCAAAGCAAUAUACCCAGACAUUGUGCGUUCCCACUUUCCCCCGUUAUAUAAGGAGCUCUUCGGAUCGGACUUUGAGCAGUCCAUGCCCAUUGACGGGUAGCCAGUAGCCCUGCCAGGUGCCAGUGUGGCCACGCGGGGAAUGUCAUAGGGAGCAUGAAUCUCAGACACUUUAACGGUGCCCUGCACAAACCAGGACGGACGGCACACUGCACACUUUUAUCUAUUUUUCUUUCUGGACGGGAGGGUUGGGGGGUUUGACUCUGUCUGUUUACUUCACUGGGUUUAGUUGUCUCCGUUUAGAACCCAGGUGGGACUCUAAGCCCAGGGGACAUGAAGAAAAGUUGGAGACAAUGCUUUCUUUUUGGAUGAACUUGACCCUCUCAUGCACAUCAUUCCAGCAUGUUCCCAGGAUGUCUCACACUGUUUAGCACUCAUUGUUUGGACUUGUUUCCACAAAAUAUAAUUUACUGUAUGGAGAAAAUUAUUGAAUAUGUCUGUGCACAUGCCUAACUUAAAAUUAUCCUCAGCAACCAACGAUCUGGCUCUCCACUUCUCCUCUGGAGCUUCAAUGUCCCAUGUCUUAUUGCAUUGGAAUACAGUUUCAAUCUAAACUGUAUCAUAUACACCAACGAAGAUAGCUGCCAUGGCAUGUUCAUCCUCCAUUAAUCCUUGGUAAAGCUUCUGUGAGAAUCACAAAUGGAAAUACAUUGCUGCUAAUGUGCAUGUCCUGGUCAAGUUCAGCCCCUGUUCUCUUGUGUUUAGUUGUAUGUUUGGAAUGCAGUGUUUAGAAUGAGAACUCGCAGCGACUUUGAGAGAGGCUCCUUCAGUGUGAGGCAAUGUAAACGGCACCUCUCUAUGGACAAUCAUCUAAAAAGAAAAGUAGAAUUCUGGUAAUUCUAGUCAAAACACAAUGAUUUUAGCUGUCAAAGACUCCAUCCACCAUGGUUGCUUAGUGAAAUCAUGUAAGGCCAUCUGCUAUUAAUCCUUGUGUGGAGAGAUACCCUGGAGAAACAUAGGGCACCGCCACAACAAUAAGGGUCCAUUCCACCUGUUUUAUAAUGUACUACAGGGUAUACGUAUAAGUACUUACUAUACAGAAAAAAAGUAAUGUUUAUAGAUUCUAUUUUAAAUAAAAUGUAUGAUAUUAGUAGUUAGACAAUUCUUAAUUGUUGAAUUGAUAAGGCACUUUUAUUUGCACCUUUCUUUAAUUUAAGACUUGUAUAUUACCUAGUGAUGUGUUGCAUGUGAACAAGAAAUACCAGUUGAACCAUGGUCACAGAGGCUAGUCCUUAGAGCUGCAGACAAUGCUGUUCUGGGUGGGGGUUUGUUUUGGCUAGUUUGGGUUUGGCUGUGAGAUUGCUAGGAUGUUAUGUUCUGGAGAGGCAGGCAAGUCACAUUCACUCCAUCACCUAUUAGUUUAAUACCGCCGACACACAUGCAUGCACUCUCAAACAAAAGCACACAUGCAAAAUAAACCUGGGCUGAAUUGCUGAUGCUGAAGAUGUUUCCUGCUCAAUCCAACGUCUCCAUCUAGUGGAAAGUAGAGACACAGAAGGCCAUGUGAUAGAGAACUUUUGAAAUACAGUACAAUGCCGAUUAGAGAGUGGUCCACACAGGCCUCAGACCAUCUGUUGAUCCUUCUGUUUACCCUUACACGUUAGUGUGUUUGUGUUUAUCAUUGUGGAGGAGUGACUGUGACUGCCUCUUCCCCAAAGCCUCAGCCAAGCUAUGCCAUUUGUUAUGGGACAGAAAAGGGGGAAGAAUGAGAUGUAAUAUUAAAAGCCUUGUCUGGUAGUAAAGCUUCUAUUUUUGUAACAUGUAGAAUGAAUUAAACUCAUGAAAGAGAGGGGGAGAGAAAGAGAAGUCAGGUAGCACUUACUAUAUUCCUGCAAUAAUUAGAGAAGCGGUUUGUAUGACUAGUAGAGAAACAUGACAAUGGUAGAACAAGUGCUAUUUUCAGAAUGCUUUGUUGUUGUGGUUUUGUUGCGUGUGUCUUUCUUGUCGGUGUGGUAGAGAAGCGGUAGAAAACCCUCUGGAUGUGCCAUAUAGUAAGUUGUUGCUCCUGCUUUGCCGUUUACAUGCCCAUAAUAUAGAAUGAAUUGUUCUGACAUUCCAGAAAACUCAGUGGUGGCUUGUAGAGAAUUCCCAUUUAAUCCUGAUAUCCCUUUAGAUAACCCAUAACAGCAUGGGUGCAGUUUAGACACAACCCUCACCAUAGUGUUGUUUUUAUUUUUUUUGCACACGAUCAUUCCUCUGCCGUGAAAUUUGUACAAGACAGAGAAUCUUGUGCUGUCACCCCUCAGGGAAGAGUUAAUUUUAGUUUGUGUUUUGUUCAGGGAUGUUCGAUAUUAAGUGGUUAAGAAGAACAUGUGAAAUUCAUUACUGAGUAGUAUUUUCCAUUGCUGAUGUAAAGUACUUAAGGGGCUGUUUGGCUAAGCACCAGAACUAGAAGUCAAGCUCAUAACAAAAACAAACUUUAUUUUUUUCCAUGUUUACAGUCAGUUUUCCCAUUGGCCAUACAGAAUAGUUAUUAUUUUAUCUACACUAUAUUUAUAUUAGAUACAAUUCCAAUGAUAACGUUCUUCAUGUGGACUCCAAUGUCACCAGGGCCAUUAUCACAAAUGUAUUAUUAUGAUUACCCUCUGUGUUAGAUAAACCAAAUAUACUUACGCAAUAUAAAAUAUCUCCUCUUUCGGCUGUAUUAAUGCUGUGCUUAAAUAAGGGCCUGGGUGACCACCAGUAACCACUACUCCCAACCAGUGAAACCCAGUCUGUCUCAAACAGUGAUUGACAAUCCAGGUGAUAGUGGGCCUGCCCUGUGGCCCAGUGAGAGAGACAUGGAUGCUCAGGGAGGUAACAUACAGACAGACCGGGGAAGCAGGUCUCUUUCCUCUGGACAUAAUGUAUGCGUAGCAUAUGCUUUGCUAUUUCAUUAAUUUAUGAGCUUCUCAUACUCUUUGACAGCUCUCAAUUUAUUAUGGGAGGCAGGUUAACUUUUUUGUAGCACAUUGGACAUGCAGUACUGUACCUUCUUUUCACUAAGUCUUUUUCUAUGCUUGCCCCCUAGCAUAUUCUCAGCCAAGAACUAUUUGGUAGCUGUGUGUAAGUAACUAUGAUAGGUUUCUGCCAGGUAGCCACUGGAGUGGAAUCCCAUUUCCUGAAACACAGAUGUCAUUCUCUGUCUCUAUGUCUAUCAAACUGGUCCUAAAUUAUAGGUCUGUUCACUGUGUUAUGUCCUCCUUUUAGUCUUUGUUUGUGUACAGUUUGAUAGCAAUAUUGAUUUGACAAUGGGAAAUUAUCAGAGGCAUUGUGUCUGUCAGUUUCAACAAACAUCUCUGCACCCACAUUGCGUGGAGGGAUACAUCAUCCUGCAUGCUUUCAUUUUAGACAUAUGUAGCAAAGGAUUGCUGCUGAGUCUGCUAGUAUAUCAAUGUGAAUAACACCUUAUGGUCCUUCUGUCUCUGUGUCACUCGUGUAAACAAGCAAUAGUGUGCGUGUGUGUGUUUGUGUACUCACUGUGUGCAUAAGAUAAAUCCCAGACAAGGCUUUAAUAAACUAAGAGGGAAAGGGUUAUGUGAAUGAGGAGUCUGGUAGGUCUUUCCCUGGAUUCGGUAACACAGAGAUUUGUUCCAUCCCGUAUAGGGUUUAAGUGUUAUAAACAUGACAUAAUACCUCUUUACAAUUUAUAGUCCUUCAAAGCGCACUGGAGCAAAUGACUAACUACUCAGUCUCAUGACGUGUUCAGUGCAGAGUAAUUGGUAGAAAAAGAGACAAGUUGACACACCAUCCUGCAUGUCAUACAUGUUAUCUUGAGAUGAUUUGACUGCCUAGGAAUCAUGGGACUCAUAUUUAUUUGCCAUAGAAUAUAGAUUGUAAAGGUAUGUGUGAUGUCAUGCUUACAACUGUGCUGUAUUGAAGAGUUACCCAGAUCUAUCAGUCAGUUGAAUUGCAUUUUAACAAUACUCUCAUUUUCCAAAGCACAGCGAAUACAGUUUUAAGAUGAAAAAAAGAUUUUAAAAAAAACAUUUUAGAAUAUAGUAAAAAUGGAAAAUUGAGAAAAAAAAACCUCUAGCCAUAAUCGAAUGUCAAGCAAUAAUAUGUGGUGCAUUAUUUUAAUUUUGUGCAUAGGCUUUGGACAUCUGCAUGUAAAUACACUUCUUAUUUAUCCCUUUUGUUUUUGUUUUAAUUUGUGUUAUUUGGUUUUGGUUGUUAUAUUGUUUAGUCAGUAUAUUUGAUUGGUUCUGUUCCCAGGUGGAGGAUAAAACCUCAUGACCUGUAAACUAUAUAUCUUCAUUUCUCUCUCUCUCCCUCAUCCUCAACUUUUAAUCCACAAUAUUUAAUGUUAUUAUUGAUCACAUGUAUAAAGGUAACUUUGUAACUUCUGUCUGUAUAGGUAAGGAGAAAAUACUGCUACUAAGGCCUACAAAUAUUUAUAUGUUUAUCAAAUACACCAUGCUGUACAAUAUCUCUGAUUUUAAUAUCCUUCUCUCCUUUAGGAUUAGAUUGAUAGUGGUAGGGUGUGCCAACAUUUAUUUUGUGUUAUCUUGAUGUGUGGUGCUAGGUAAGUUCCUUUUGUGGACAAAGUCUUGAUUCCUAGACUUGGCCACCCUAUUAGUCCAUUCAUUUCAUUAAGUAUUGGUGCAUUAUUGAUAUUAGGACAAUAAAUAAUCAUGGUAAUGAUAAUGAUGAUGAUAGUGGUAAAUUUACUUCAAAACCCAGCCAGUACAGUACCUGUAUCAGUGUGCUAGUCCUGGGGUAAGGCUCUUAUUUCCUUCUCACUUAAAUUAUUAUCAAAACCAGUAUCUACUAAUGAACAGGUUAUUUAAGGGUUGCUCUUCUGAUUUCUGAAAAAAAAGAGUCUAAAACAGCAGUAUUGUUUUUCUUUGUUCUGAUUGUAAAAAACCACUUGCUGAGGCUUGUAGCUGGUCAUAUUUGCAAAUGCGGAGUAUUUACCUCUUCAAGCUGUGUAGUACUUUACUGUGCUAUUGUCCAUUUAAAACAGCCAUUUUAUGGCUUCCUUAUUUAAAAGUUAGUCUGCCCUGAAACAGUGUUUUCUUUUAGACCAGUUUAGACCUUUGGCACCACCAUAUGUGUUAUUAGAAAAAAUGGACAUGAAAAAGAUCACCGUUAGAGGUUAGAUAUUUUUUGUAACCUUUUUUUUCCUUUUCACUCAGUAGCAAAUAUCAGCCAGAAUGUGCUUGCAAUAAUACACAAUGUACUACACUGAGUGCCUCUCAGUGUUACAGGAUGCAUAAAUGGUAUUCAAUGUUAUUGUUUUUGUUUUCCGAACAUGUACUCAGCUGACAAUGUAUUUGCACGUAGGUUAACUCUGUCACCUAAUGGUUUACUACAUUUCUUAUAUUCUGUCUUUAUAAAGUACACAUUUUCUUGUUUAUUUAAGGCACCAUGUUAGAUAUUCAGAUGAUAUAAAUAUAUUUCUCCCUCUCGUCUGAGUAGCAUAACUGGGAAGGAUGUGGUAAUGUAAAAUGGUCAAAUCGAUGAAGUACAUUCUGGCUGACAAUAUUGCAUAAAAGAUGACCUGCUGAUCCAGGUUCUGGAUUUGACAAAAGAAUGGACAAUCCACGUUGAUGUUUUUCACUUUGUUUUGUGAUCAUAAAAUGAUUUCUUUAUUGAGAACAGAUAAUUGACUAAUGCAUUGUAUUUCAAAUAUUCAUAUGUGUAUGCAAAAGAUGCAUACAACACAUCUGAAUUUCUUUAAUGUUCUGUGUUUAAUGUAAGCUCAAGGGGUUGGGGUAACUUUAUGAUGGGUCGAGUGUGGGUGGGAUAUUUCUCCUUGUGAAAGCAGUAUGAACUGUAGAAAGCAGAAACCGGUAUGUGGUUGUCACAAAUUUUUAAGUCACAUGUUUGCUACUUACGAUGGGAACAGAUGAUCAUGUACCUUUUUAUCCAGCUCUUUUGAGCUCUCUUUAGCAGGUAGUCUAUUCACAAAAGUAGUUUUGCUCCUUCUUGUCUGAUUCUUAAAUAUGGAAAUAAGUAUUUUGAUUCAUUUUGUACAUACAGGUGUAAAGAAAAAUAAGAAAUGCAAUGUUGUCUUUGAAAUACUUUCCAUUCUAAUAUGAAUGUUGUUAUAUUGUACUUAGAAACUGUACCUUUAAUAUUACCUUUAUUAAAAGUGCAUUGGACACAUCGAUUUUAGAUGUGCUUUAUGUGCUGUUAUCCCAUAAUAAAAUUUCCCGCUUGUAAUGGGCUCUUAAUUUCU